AAAAAAUUUAACUUGCAUCGAUUUGUGUUCCGAGUGAUUUUUUAAAAACAUUUUUAGUCGUGAAGUGGAAUUGCCAUUCGAAAACGUCAAGAAUAAUGCACGUCAAAAACGACUUUGGCCACAGAGACGGUGAGCGAUACGCGACUUUGGAGAAACUCCAGUUGGUGUUGGCAUUGGAAUCCAGUUCGGCCAUCAGUAAACCUUCGAUGGGCGCAUCGGGUGAUGGUGCCCAAUCGACCGCCGUCAUUUCUGUCGAGGAAGAAUUACAUUCGUGCUGCUGUUUGUUGCCCUGCCCGCCUGAAUGUUCCAGGAACCGGAGCGCCAGCAAAACACAAUCCGACUCCCAUUCUUCCAGCAGCAGCAGUCUAUCGGCUCUACACGCGGUCCUUCUCGAAGCCGCUGACCGACAUGCAGAUGAACAGCGGGCGGCCGUCGUUCUGGUCGGCAGGAUCGACGAUAUCCUGGGCGGCGGGGUCGACGUCAACGUGACGGAUGAGAGAGGCGAAACGGCUUUGUCUUACGUCAAGAUCCUGUUGAGAAAAGGAUGCUUCCGGCUGGCUCAUCAAGUCGCUUCUCACCUGCUGGACCACGGGGCUCUCGUCGAUGCCGAAGACAACGGCCAGCAGACUCUGCUGUCGCAUUCGGUGGCGGCCCUGGACGGGGCGUCCGAUUUGACGCGAUUGCUCCUCAAUCGGGGGGCGGACGUUUGGCAUCGCAACGGAACCGGAGGCGACAGUCCGUUCGGCUCCUUUUUGCAGGCCAUUGUCAGGUGCCGAUGCGUUUCCGGGGCUACAAUCACGGCCGAUUUACUCGGGCGCACCAUGGGCAGCCGGCCGGAAGCUUUCAAGGCUCUUGUUCUGCGCUCCAUGUUGCGUCACGGCCGGUUUAUCCGCGUCCUGGGACCCGUUUUCGUCCAGCUCAAAUCCAUUCUAUCGCCCUACUGGAGACAGCCGCAACCGUUACGCUACGCAGCCUGGACGGUCAUCCGCCGACACUCGUCGCCGGUCAAAAGCUGGGCAAGAGAAUUACAGCAGAUGGGGCUUCCCCCGUCGGUCCUACGUUACUUGACAAUGGAGGAUUAGUUCCACGACAACUAACCAGAAGAAAACUACUGCUACUACUUCAUGGAAAAUCUUGUUGAUUGUUUGUCCAACUGUUGUACAAUAAGAAUUAAAAAGAAAAACGUCAAUUUGUAAAUAGCCGUUAAUUGUAUGAAAUAAAAAAAAGAAAAUUUUAAUUGUA
Molecule: messenger RNA, 1242 nt
Organism: Daphnia pulicaria
Lineage: Eukaryota; Metazoa; Arthropoda; Branchiopoda; Diplostraca; Daphniidae
Exons: 3
Coding region: 96-1082 (328 amino acids)
Source: RefSeq, a predicted model, not a curated record